UAACUGAAGCCUAAAAAUACCAAUUUAAUAAGAUUCUGUCAAACAUUUUAAUUAUGAAGCAAAAAAACAGAAACCUUGUGGUGGUCAAUAUUCUCAUAAUCCAUUGGCAUAGUGUUGCAGUAACCCAUGGCAACUGCUUCUGUGUCAACAGAAAUCUUGGACAGCUCCUGUGUUCAAUGAAGGUGCAACGUUAUUGGCUGACCGAAUCAAUGACUCACAAACUUCUUUAUCUAUUAUGCAUGUCAGUUCACCUUAACUGUGUUCUUAGAUUCAUUCUUAGGUAUACACAGCUUGGUGCUAGCUGGUCUUUGUUAACAAGGGACAAAUAAUCUUCUGGGAGAAAGAAGUUUAAUCGAAAAUGGAGCUGCUUGGAUCAACUCGGACUGCAACUUAUGCACGGCCAAAAACCAGCCACUUCCUUCCUGCCAUCUCCACUAUGGCAUCAAGCUACCGCAACCCUCAGCCACUCUUGGCGAUGAAUCCCAGUGCCAAUAUUUGGAGAACCAACAGCUAUUACAAGAGCAGCAAUGUUCUCCCUUUGACCUCCUCCACACAGCAUAGUAAUUUUGAUCUGGUUCGAGCCAAAACCAAUUUCUACCCCUCUAACAGGACCACACUAACUACCCGCUACACCCCUGAUGAUUGGUACAAGUCCAACCACAUCAAUUACAGGGAGUCAGAGUCGUCACGGAAGAGCGCUGAACGACUGAGGAGAGACACCAUCAGGUUGAUGCAGGAUAAAGAGCAGCUGACCAGAAGAACGCAGGAAAACACCAGCAAGAAUAUUGGAGAAAGGCUAAAUGAUAUUGUCUUCUGGAGGUCUGAGCUCAGCCAUGAGAUUGACAACAUGGUGACAGAGAUAGCGGCACUCAAUGAAGUGAAAAGAAGGCUGGAGAGAGCCUUGGCAGAGACUGAGGGGCCCCUUCAGGUGGCUCAAGAGUGUUUGUACCACAGAGAGAAGCGGAUGUCCAUUGACCUGGUACACGACGAUGUAGAAAAAGACCUAACAAAGGAAGUGGAGGUUAUAAGGUCAUGUCAGGAGCGGAUGAGGCGCCAUCUGGAGAGAGCCACCGCUCAGCUGGCGUCAAAUCGAGGUGCCCAACAUGAGCUGGAAAAAGACUUGGGAGACAAAGUAUCUGCUCAAAGGAUUGAUGAUAAGUGUCACCAUUUGCGGAACACAUCAGACGGUAUUGGCUUUUACAGAGGAAUCGACAGAAUAGAUUACUCAGUUUCUCUGCCGGACUCAUGGUCAAAGUUUACAGACGACAACAUCCUUCGCUCCCAGAGCGAGAGGGCGGCCUCUAACAAACUCAGGGAUGAAAUAGAAAUCUUGCUAAGCACAACGUCCAAUGAAAUGUGGAACCAGUUCAACAGUGUCAAUGUUGCCUUCACCAACCGCAUCUCUGAAACAGCUGAUACCAAGAACAACCUGCAGGCACACCUAGCUAAGACUUUGCAGGAGAUGUUUCAGACCGAGCUGCUGAUUGAGUCUCUAAAGAAAGCUCUAAGAGACAAAGAGAGCCCGUUAAAAGUAGCUCAAACCCGGCUGGAGGAGAGAACACGGAGGCCCAACAUAGAGCUUUGCAGAGAUAAUCCACAUCACAGGCUUGUGGUUGAGGUAAGAGAGAUUGAAGAUACUAUUCAGAAACUUCAGGAAAGACUGAUGGAGGCAGAGAACACCCUGCAGACUCUUGCAAAGACAAAAGUGACCCUGGAGCACGAUCUGUCCAUCAAGGCCAACUCUCUGUUCCUGGAUCAGGAGAAGUGCAUGAGCAUGCGGAAGACCUUUCCUAGCCUUCCUCGCCUGGUGGGGUACACUUAAAUCAGACGUUUAAAAAUCUGAAUUUCAGAGGAACAGGAUGCACAU
Messenger RNA from Cyprinodon tularosa, 1867 nucleotides. RefSeq names its product tektin 3 (gene tekt3). Gene Ontology annotation, biological process: cilium movement involved in cell motility; cilium assembly. The record is from RefSeq and is a predicted model, not a curated record. Lineage: Eukaryota; Metazoa; Chordata; Actinopteri; Cyprinodontiformes; Cyprinodontidae. Bases 359 to 1822 code for a protein of 487 amino acids. Gene Ontology annotation, cellular component: microtubule cytoskeleton; nucleus; sperm flagellum. The transcript has 8 exons.